AUGACAACAAACAGCAAUGAAUUUGACUUAAAUAAUGUCAAGGCUAUCCUUUUCGAUAUCGACGGAACCCUUGCAGACUCCUGGAAGCUUGGUUUUGACGCGACUCAAGUCGUUUUGGAGAGCAAUGGUGUCGGAAAAAUAACAGAAGAGGAAUAUCACCAAGGCUGCAUAUAUGCAACUCCAGAAAGACUAGCACGGCAUGCAGGUUUGAGCCCGUCAGACCCUACCUUCGACGAGGUUGGCGAGAAACUUGGGAAGGAGUUCGAUGAUCACUAUGUUGGUCUUGUUAGUACGGAUACAGCUGGGUUCUAUGAUGGCAUUGGCGAUUGCUUGGAUUCCAUACCUUCCACCAUCAAGUUUGGAGCUCUCACAAACGCCUGUGUUGGAUAUGCGUAUGCUGUUUUGAAGUGCAAUUCAAACGAGAAAAACAACAUCUAUGAUAGAUUUGAGUCAAUCAAGGGAGCUGAUAAUGUCCCUAUGCCAAAACCAGCACCAGAUGGCUUACUUGCUAUCUGUGCCGAACUCUCUGUGAAACCAGAAGAGUGCGUUUAUGUUGGGGACAGCCCAACCGACGGAAAAGCAGCCGAAUGCGCCGGGAUGCCUUCAAUUGGUGUUCUUUGGGGAAGUCAUGAUGAAGAAAGCUUGAAGAAGGCUCCCUUUAAGCGAUUGUGCAAGAAUAUUGAUGAAUUGAGAGGUCUUUUGGGAGUAGUACCAGUACUCUAG
This is a messenger RNA of Cylindrotheca closterium, 723 nucleotides long. NCBI's taxonomy places the organism in Eukaryota, Bacillariophyta, Bacillariophyceae, Bacillariales, Bacillariaceae. The record is from the annotation of a GenBank genome assembly.